Messenger RNA from Gastrolobium bilobum, 1059 nucleotides. RefSeq names its product protein INAPERTURATE POLLEN1. The record is from RefSeq and is a predicted model, not a curated record. Gene Ontology annotation, biological process: DNA-templated transcription. Gene Ontology annotation, molecular function: sequence-specific DNA binding. Bases 1 to 1059 code for a protein of 352 amino acids. The transcript has 2 exons. NCBI's taxonomy places the organism in Eukaryota, Viridiplantae, Streptophyta, Magnoliopsida, Fabales, Fabaceae.
AUGCUGAAAGCGAUGGCCCCACUGUUCAGCCGUCACAAGCACUCGCGCCCUUUCAAGGAGUACUACGCGGAGUGGUUCAGCGCACUUAAGAACAACCUCCUCCCACUUCUCCGGCGAUCCAUCGCCGGCGACUCCCCCACCAUCCUUUCAACCCACGUGGAGAUGAUCCACCAGCACUUCCAAUCCUUCUACCACGCCCUCGACGCCGCCGCAAACUCCGACCCUUCACAACUCCUCUCCCAAGAAUGGCGCAACUCCAUCGAGAAGCCCCUCCUCUGGCUCGGCGACCUCCACCCUUUCCUCUUCAUCAACCUCGCUCGCUCCUUCCUCGACGAAACCGCCACCGACGACGAAAACGACACCGACCACCACUUGCCCAACAACGCCGUUCUUGAAAAGGGUCUCGAUAACCGCCCCUGGCAAGUGGCGAUGGCGUGGCGCCACGCGUCAGAGGCGUUAACAACUCGCAUGGAUCAGAUAGAGUGCGGUUUGAGGGUGAUAGUGCCAACCUUAACGGACAGAAUGAAACAUGCUGAGGCUGCGUUUAUUGAUCGUGUUGUUGGGGAUUGGUUUCGAUGCAGAGAUAGGAAAGGUGAAUCGAAGGUGGCUGUGUGUGCUGAUGUUAAGGGUCACAUGGAAGAGUUGGUGAGUGUGUUUCUUUAUGCUAAUAGGUUGAGGAGAAGCGUUCUUGUUGAUAUUAUCAGUGCUGCCACUGUUUACCAAGCUGCCUUGUUUCUUGAAGGGUUGGCCCAAUUCCUUAUUGGGUUCAGGGAUCAUCAGUUGGUUAAUGCUGUUGAACAUUUUAAGACUUUGUCUCUCGUUUCUUUGUUCUUCUUGUACGAUGAUCGUGUUAAUCAGUGUCGGAGCCAGAUUGGUGCCAGCAGGUACUUUGGCACUGGCUAUAUAACAGUAGCUAUUUUGACAUCAGCUGAAUUUUUUGGCACCGGCUUAAAUGUCUUGCUAGCUUCGCCACUGGUGUUAAUUGAAGAUCAAGUGAACUCUUGGGUUUUCAUAUCUGGAGAUGAGGAACAGCAUGAAUGGAUUAUUGAGAUGGCCUAG